Molecule: messenger RNA, 939 nt
Organism: Rattus rattus (black rat)
Lineage: Eukaryota; Metazoa; Chordata; Mammalia; Rodentia; Muridae
Gene: Ctrc
Product: chymotrypsin C
Biological process (GO): proteolysis
Molecular function (GO): serine-type endopeptidase activity
Source: RefSeq, a predicted model, not a curated record
CACAAAAGGGAAACUGAGGCCCAGAGAGCCAAGUGGACUCUCCCAAGUCACCGAGUAGAAUAUAAACUUCCAUACCCGAGUUUUCCCAUCUCCCCCUUCUCAAAAGGCCAGCCCGCUUACUUGCGCUCCCCUGUCUCCCCAGCCUCUUGCUGCGGGAACCCCGCCUUCCCACCUAACCUGUCAACCAGAGUGGUAGGAGGAGAGAAUGCUGUCCCCAACAGCUGGCCUUGGCAGGUCUCUCUCCAGUACCUCAAGGACGACACAUGGAGGCACACCUGUGGGGGCAGUCUCAUCACCACCAGCCACGUCCUCACUGCCGCCCACUGCAUCAACAAAGACUUCACCUACCGUGUGGGCCUGGGGAAGUAUAAUCUGACAGUGGAGGAUGAGGAAGCUCCGUGUACGCUGAGGUGGACACCAUCUACGUCCAUGAGAAGUGGAACCGCCUCCUCGUGUGGUCAGAACGACAUCGCCAUCAUUAAGCUGGCUGAGCCUGUGGAGCUGAGCAACACCAUCCAGGUGGCCUGCAUCCCAGAGGAAGGUUCCUUGCUGCCUCAGGACUAUCCCUGCUAUGUCACGGGCUGGGGUCGCCUCUGGACCAAUGGUCCCAUCGCUGAAGUGCUCCAGCAGGGCCUGCAGCCCAUCGUGAGCCAUGCCACGUGCUCCAGGUUGGACUGGUGGUUCAUCAAGGUCCGGAAGACGAUGGUGUGCGCUGGGGGUGAUGGCGUCAUCUCUGCCUGUAACGGAGACUCUGGCGGCCCACUGAACUGCCAAGCAGAAGACGGCUCAUGGCAGGUCAGCAUCGUGAGCUUCGGUUCCAAUAGCGGCUGCAAGCGUACACAAGAAACAUUAGUCUUCACCUGAGUGUCUGCCUACAAUGACUGGAUCAACGAGACCCUGGCUGAAGCCUUCUCAGAGGAGGCCUUGAGUCAGGACUGA